GACCAAUUCUCUAAAAUUUCUCCUUUUUCUCAUUCUCAUUAAUUCCCCAUUCUGAAAUUUUUUUACAUUUUUAUUUUCAGAGUCUGAGACACAUUGAAAAUUUCUCAUCAAAGAUCCAUAUAUUGCUCUUCUAAAACUUGGUCAUCAAGCUUGAAUCUUUUACUUUUUUUCCUUUCAAAGAUUUGUUCUUUAAGUUCUCUCACCACUCUUCAAUGACUUUCCAACUAUUCUGAAUUCUCAAUCCUGUGUUUUUUUUCAUCCAAGAUUUUCUGAUACCCAUCUUGAAAAACCGCCAUUAAUGCUGGAAAGGGAGCUCCUUUUUUAGUGUUCUCAACUCAAUUCUUUGCUUUUCCUUUGAUCUUUCACUAUUUCUUGCAAGAUUUUUCAGAUGGGUUUCUUGGGAAACCGUCAUUAAUGCUGAGAAGGAAGUUCCUUUUUUUAGUACUCUCAACACAUUUCUGUGUUUUUCUUUGAACUUUUUUCUACUUGCAAGAUUUUUCUGAUGGGUUUCUUGGAAAACCGCCAUUAAUGGUUAAAGGAAGUUCAUUUGUUGGUGUCUGUUGUGUGUUUUGGGCACUCAAUGUUGUGUGAUGAAGCAUGGUGCACCACCACAGAUCUCCUACCAUGGAACCAAACAAGCUUGUGUUUUUGUUACUGUUACCACUUCUUCUUUCACUCCUAGCAGUGGCUUACAGUGCCACUGACCCCAAUGACCUUGCUAUUCUGAACCAGUUCAAGAAAGGGUUGAAGAACCCAGAGCUUCUCAAUUGGCCAGAUGCAGACCCAUGUGGCUCAAGCACAAAAUGGAAUAACACUGUGUUCUGUUCAGGUAACAGGGUGACCCAGAUUCAGGUCCAAGGUUAUGGCUUGAGUGGCCCUCUACCCCAGAAUCUGAACCAGCUCUCCAUGCUCCAAAAUGUUGGCUUUCAAAAGAACCUAUUCACUGGUGCUUUACCAUCUUUCAGUGGCUUAUCACAUCUGCAAUAUGCAUACUUGGACUACAAUCAGUUUGACACCAUUCCUGCUGAUUUCUUUAAUGGGCUCUCAAGUUUGGAAGUCUUGGCAUUGGAUUAUAUCAAUUUGAAUGCCAGUACUGGUUGGAUGUUCCCUACUCAGUUAGGGGACGCAGCACAGUUGAGAAAUCUUUCUUGUAUGAAUUGCAAUUUGGUGGGUACUUUGCCAAGUUUUCUUGGGAAUUUAUCAUCCUUAUCAAACUUAAAACUCUCAUUCAAUAAUUUAUCUGGUGAAAUCCCAGCAAGUUUUAACAAUCACAUGAGCUUGCAGAUGUUUUGGUUGAACAAUCAGCAAGGUGGUGGUGGAUUGACAGGUCCAAUUGAUGUGGUGACUACAAUGAGCUCGCUCAAUAGUCUUUGGCUUCAUGGGAACCAGUUCACAGGGACAAUUCCAGAGAGCAUUGGGAAUUUGAGUCUUCUCAAGGAUCUCAAUUUGAAUGGUAACAAACUUGUUGGCUUAAUUCCUGAUAGCUUAGCUAAUCUUGCAUUGGAUACUUUGGAUUUAAGCAAUAACAUGCUAAUGGGGCCUAUACCGAAAUUCAAAGCUAAAACUGUGGCUUUUGGUUCUAAUAUGUUUUGUAAAACAACUCAGGGGCUUCCUUGUGCCCCGGCAGUUGUGGCACUUAUUGAGUUCCUUGGUGGGUUGAAUUACCCUUCAAGGCUUGUUUCUUCAUGGACUGGUAAUGACCCUUGUGGAGCGUCUUGGUUAGGACUGAGUUGUAGUUCUGGCACUGAGGUUAAUAACAUAAAUAUGCCUAAUUUUAAUCUCAGUGGCACCUUGAGUCCGGCGGUUGCAAGGUUAGGUUCUCUUAUUCAAAUUAGACUUCAGAAUAAUAAUUUGAGUGGUCCAAUUCCAGGGAACUGGACUAGCUUGAAAUAUUUGACAUCUUUGGAUGUGAGUGGGAACAAUAUUUCCCCUCCAUUGCCAUCAUUCAGUAGCACUGUGAAACUUAACCUUGUUGGGAAUCCGCUAUUAAAUGGUGAUCAAUCUCCACCGUCAGGAAACACCCCAUCAUCUGGUGGUUCACAAUCCCCAUCAAACAACCCCUCUGGUUCUAAUCGCAAUGGCACUUCAAAUGCAACAAAAGAACCAAAUAGUUCUAAGAGGUCCAUUUUGGUUUCGGUUGUGGCCCCUGUUGCAAGUGUUGCAGUUGUUGCUUUUCUGGCCAUACCUCUAUCUGUCUAUUUUUGUAAGAAGAGGAAAGACAACCCCCAGGCUCCUAGUUCAUUUGUAAUUCACCCAAGAGAUCCAUCUGAUUUAGAUAACACAGUCAAGAUUGCUGUCACCAAUAACACCAAUGGAAGCACUUCUACAAUGACAGGGAGUGGUGCUGGAAGCAGAAACAGCAGUGGAAUGGGUGAGUCUCAUGUCAUUGAAUCUGGAAAUCUGAUCAUAUCAGUUCAAGUUCUUCGAAAUGUGACAAAGAAUUUCUCCUCUGAGAAUGAACUUGGCCGUGGUGGCUUUGGGGUAGUGUAUAAGGGAGAAUUGGAUGAUGGAACAAACAUAGCAGUGAAAAGGAUGGAGGCUGGUAUAAUUACCAACAAAGCGUUGGAUGAAUUCCAGUCUGAAAUUGCAGUACUUUCAAAGGUUAGGCACCGCCAUUUGGUAUCUCUUUUGGGUUAUUCCAUUGAAGGCAAUGAGAGAAUUCUUGUUUAUGAGUAUAUGCCUCAAGGGGCUCUCAGUAAGCAUCUAUUCCACUGGAAGAGCUUCAAAAUGGAGCCUCUCUCUUGGAAGAGGAGGCUAAAUAUUGCCUUGGACGUUGCUAGGGGGAUGGAGUAUCUCCAUUCUCUGGCUCACCAGAGUUUCAUACACAGAGAUCUUAAAUCUUCAAAUAUCUUACUUGGAGAUGAUUUUAGAGCAAAAGUUUCAGAUUUUGGAUUGGUGAAGCUUGCUCCUGAUGGGACAAAAUCCGUGGAGACCAGGCUCGCUGGGACUUUUGGAUACCUAGCACCAGAAUAUGCAGUGACUGGAAAAAUCACAACCAAAGCUGAUGUCUUCAGUUUUGGGGUUGUACUAAUGGAGCUAUUGACUGGAUUGAUGGCACUUGAUGAGGACAGGCCUGAGGAGACCCAGUACCUAGCUGCAUGGUUCUGGCACAUAAAAUCAGAUAAUGAAAAACUGAUGGCUGCGAUUGACCCAGCCCUUGACAUAAAUGAAGAAACAUUGGAUAGCAUCUCCACAAUUGCUGAUCUAGCUGGCCACUGCACUGCCAGAGAGCCCGGUCAACGGCCAGAUAUGGGGCAUGCAGUGAAUGUUUUGGCCCCACUUGUGGAAAAAUGGAAACCAUUUGAUGAUGACACUGAGGAAUAUUCUGGCAUUGAUUACAGCCUUCCCCUUAACCAGAUGGUGAAGGGUUGGCAGGAAGGAAAGGACUUAAGUUAUAUGGCUUUAGAAGACAGCAAGGAUAGUAUCCCGGCCAGACCUACCGGAUUUGCAGAGUCUUUCACUUCUGCUGAUGGUCGGUAAAAGAGGUACUUUGUUUCCUAAACAUGUUCUUUUGAUAGGUGUAGAUAUCAUGUUGUGUUCUUUCUGUUUGGGAACUCGAUGUCAAUAUGUUUUAAUGCCAUUGUUGGAUUUAUGGUGGAUAAAGUUGGAGAUUUCUGAUGCUUGAGAUCUCAUGUGUAGGCUUUGAGUUUCAACUGUGAGUUUUUACGUGCUAAUGUUGAUGUAGAUAGAGAGGAAUGAUGAUUGGGAAUGUUUGACAAUUAUAUUUUGUUUUCCACUUAAAAGAUCUUCAUCUGUGAGUUGCAUAAAAAUGCUAGCAUUCUU
This is a messenger RNA of Quercus lobata, 3783 nucleotides long. RefSeq names its product receptor protein kinase TMK1-like. Bases 598 to 3480 code for a protein of 960 amino acids. Gene Ontology annotation, biological process: protein phosphorylation. NCBI's taxonomy places the organism in Eukaryota, Viridiplantae, Streptophyta, Magnoliopsida, Fagales, Fagaceae. Gene Ontology annotation, molecular function: protein kinase activity; protein binding; ATP binding. The record is from RefSeq and is a predicted model, not a curated record. The transcript has 2 exons.